Cydia pomonella (codling moth) is the source of this 1963-nucleotide messenger RNA. Its product is annotated as zinc finger protein 271-like. The record is from RefSeq and is a predicted model, not a curated record. Lineage: Eukaryota; Metazoa; Arthropoda; Insecta; Lepidoptera; Tortricidae.
GGCAAGUCACAGAGACCAUAUCAUUGGAGACCAAGCCAAGCGUCCAGGUGGAGGUUGUCUACGUGAAGCAGGAGCCAGUAUGGGACGACUCGGGUGAAUCCGAGGGUGGAGUGCAGCCGCAGGAAUUGGAGCUUAUGGAGCAAGUGUGCGUCAAGGUGGAGGCGGAGUUCGUGGACUCGGAGCCCGCGGGGGAAAGGGAGGGGGAGGGAGAGCGCGGGACGACAGGCGAGUGUGGGAGCGAGACCGAACUAGACACGAAUGAGAGCGGCGUCUUUCGGCGGACCCGCGCGGGACUCAAAGCAGUCCGGACUCACGUGUGCCACAUAUGCAGACAAGAGUUUAAGAAAAUGAACAAAUUCAAGGAACACAUGAAAACACACAAGAGUGAGAAACCUUUGCCCUGCGAUCAGUGCGACAAGCGGUUCAACUGCUUGAAUACUUUGAAGGUUCAUCAGCGAUCUCACCGGCCGCACUCCUGCGGAAUGUGUUACAAGACGUUUGCACUUCUCAAAGACUUGCAGUACCAUGAAAGAACUCAUAAAGGGGAGAAACCUUACUGCUGUUCCACAUGUAAGAAAGAGUUCGCUUAUCCGUCCCAUUUAAAACACCAUGCGAAAAUACAUAGCAAUGAGAAACCGUUCGCGUGCAAAAUCUGUAACGCUGCGUUUUUGAAACUGAACAAUUUGAAAAGACAUGAAUUCAUACAUACGGGAGAGAAACCAUUUGUGUGCGACGUGUGCAAAAAGGAAUUUGCAUUUUUGGUUGCCUUAAAAGUGCAUAUUGGAAUACACAAAAAUGAGAAACCAUACUCUUGCGAUAUAUGUAGAAAGAAAUUUACACAAAAGAGCUAUUUACUGACACAUGAGCGAAUACAUUCGGAUGAGAAGCCUUUCGUGUGUGAAGUGUGUACGAAAGCGUUUAGGGGCUCGAGUGCAUUGAGGAGACAUGAGCGGAUACACACGGGGGAAAAACGCUACUCGUGCAAAGUCUGCAUGUACGAGUUCACAGAUUUGAGUAAUCUGAAGAGACAUGAACGACUCCGGGUUUGCCUGAAGUCAUAACACGUGAAUCUAUGUUUAAAAAAUAAUACCAUACAUUGCAGUAAUUAAUUAUCAUUCAUCACUAAUUGUUGAGUUUUGUGGUGCUAUUAGGACUAUACUUAAGAAUACCACUGUAUCUUAUUAAUUAAAUGAAUAAGUAAAUAAUGCCAGGACCGUAUAGCAUGUGGAUUUACAAGAUCUCAGAAUUCCUAGACUGUGGUUGUUAGAAAAGAAAUUAUAGUAAGGAGCAUGACACACCGCAUCCAAUUCGCACGGCGCUCCGAUGUUUGAGCGAGACAACACUAUGCGCGUAUUAUAGUGACAUCCCGCUCGCACGGAUGGCAUAUAGAGAGACUGUCAUGCAGGCGGGACUACUGUUACUGUACAUGGAACAUUCCUUUAAUGUCUUGUUUUGUAUUUUACAUUAGGCACUUGAAAUAACAUUUUAGUCUUAAUUUUAAUGUAUCUAUUUGCUAGAAUAUACAAUACACCGAUACAUACAACCACUAGUCACUAUUAUGUCAACUGAAAUAUCGUUACCCUAGUUCACAACCGUAUUAUGACGGAGAAAAAAGUGUUGUAAUAACGUAAUUACUUAGUACCUAUUACAACAAAAAAAUUCAAGUAAUUAGCAUGUUUGUGAACUAGAGUAUCGGUGUGAUGACUAUAAAAACCUUGUUAUUUUUUGUUGUUGUUUACAAAGGCAUUAUUAGGACCAUAAGUAUUUAAAUAACACAUUAAAAUAACAACUUGUAAACAUAAAGUAAAAAAAUCAAAAAUGGUUUUGAAAAAUCGAUUUUUCUUUGCUUUAGUCUAGGGACACGAAAUCAGUGUUCUAAAAGUUGAUUCAGCCACCGUUAAUCUCUUGUGCAAAACGAUUAAAAAAUGUACUAUAUGAAAAUUAAAUUAAACUAAGUUGUGUA